Messenger RNA from Saccostrea cuccullata (small rock oyster), 1827 nucleotides. RefSeq lists its product as uncharacterized. The transcript has a single exon. The record is from RefSeq and is a predicted model, not a curated record. NCBI's taxonomy places the organism in Eukaryota, Metazoa, Mollusca, Bivalvia, Ostreida, Ostreidae. Bases 1 to 1827 code for a protein of 608 amino acids.
AUGGGAAAAGAAUGCUACAGAAUUUACAGGCAUCUCGACAUAUCAGAACAAGACCGCAAGAAAACAAAAACAAUACUUGAAGCCAUGCGGAAGCACUUUGAACCACAAGUAAACGUGAUUUAUGAGAGAUACAUCUUUAACACAACUGAGCAAAAGCAAGGAGAAACAUUAGAUCAAUAUGUUACAAAGCUUAGACAAUUGGCUGACUCAUGUGAGUUUGGCAGCCUCACAGAUGACAUGAUCAGAGACAGGUUAGUCUUGGGAAUCGACGACAACCCAACAAGAGCAAGGAUGCUUAGAGAACCAAAGCUAGACCUCAAGAAAGCAAUAAGCAUGUGCAGAGCCAGUGAAGUUGCACAACAGCAACUCAAGAAAAUAGAAUCCGAAGGAACAAAAGAAAACGUUCACUACAGUUCAAGAAAGCCAGAAAAGCCAAGGAAAUUUGACAGUAAAAAACCAAAUGCUUCGAAAUGCAAAUAUUGUGGAGGUAACCACGCUAGAGACAAAACAGCAUGCCCAGCAUAUGGAAAGAAAUGCAGCAAGUGUGACAAGAUGAACCAUUUUGCAAAAGUCUGUAAACAAACAUCACGGAGCUACUCGAAGAAAACAGACAACAGAGCCUCAGAAAGAAAACCUGGAAGACGACGAGUGCAUUUAGUUGGCGAAGACAACAGCGACUCUGAGGAUGACACAUAUUCUGAAGAUUCAGCUUUCAAGGUUACACACAGCAUUGGGUCAGUACAGUCCUUAGGCAAACAAUGGUUUGUCAACAUGAAAAUGAAACUUGCAGAGCAGAAAAACGUAACCGAAAUGAAAUGCCAAAUAGACACCGGCUCAACAUGCAACCUUAUAAGCUACAAGGACUUUUGCGCCAUUGCUCAAUAUGGAGAUCCACCAAUGCAAAAGAGUAAUUCAAAACUGACUCUCUAUGAUGGAUCCCGAAUGAAACCCCUUGGUCAAGCAAUAGUGAAUUGUGAGCAAAAUGGAAAGCAGUAUAAGCUAGAAUUCCAAAUUGUUGAUGUCAAACAAUAUCCUCUAUUGUCGGCAGAAGCUUGUGAUAAGAUGAAAAUCAUACAGCUGAGUGAAAAUGUCCAUUCAGUGACUGGAAAAGAAAAACACAAAGAGCUGACAAAAGAAUAUAUACUGGCCGAGUAUAAAGACGUCUUCACUGGUCUAGGUUGUUUACCAGGAGAGUAUCACCUGGAAAUUGACAAAUCCGUCACUCCUUUGCAACACUCACCUCGGAGAGUAGCCGCCCCUCUGAAAAGAGCACUUAAGGAUAAGAUACAGGAAUUGGAGAAACUGGGUGUCAUCGCUAAAGUGACACAGCCGACAGAAUGGAUAAGCAGCAUGGUUGCAGUGAAGAAACCGAAUAAGCUUAGAAUAUGUAUAGAUCCCAAAGAUCUAAACAAAGCACUGAAGCGCUCUCAUUAUCCAAUGCCAACCAUCGAAGAAAUCCUACCACGCCUCAGCAAGGCUAAGGUAUUUUCUGUCCUUGAUGCUAAAGACGGAUUUUGGCAAAUAAAACUAGACAAGGAAAGAAGCUUCCUUACGACGUUUUGGACGCCAUUUGGAAGGUACAGACGGAUCCGCAUGCCCUUUGGAAUAUCUACAGCACCAGAAGAGUAUCAGCGAAGACAACAUUAUGCUCUCAAUGGACUCAAAGGAGUAGAUGUCAUAGUCGAUGACAUACUUGUUUUCGGAUGUGGAGACUCUGAAGAAGAGGCCAAAAGAAGCAAAAGAGUAUUGGACUUACAGAGAAGAAAUUACUAUUCAGAACGGCCUAGUUUUCAAAGGUUGCAGAAUUAUUAUUCCAAAACUACUUAG